Momordica charantia (bitter melon) is the source of this 1434-nucleotide messenger RNA. NCBI's taxonomy places the organism in Eukaryota, Viridiplantae, Streptophyta, Magnoliopsida, Cucurbitales, Cucurbitaceae. The record is from RefSeq and is a predicted model, not a curated record.
CAAGCAUUUGGGAUACUUUUGCUCAUUCUGGCACGCCUACCUAACACUAUCAUUUUCAACCCUAUAAUAAAAGAAUCGGGAGGAGAUGGACCCGGAGGAAACGGCGACGUAGCAUGUGAUGGGUAUCACAAAUACAAGGAAGAUGUGAAACUAAUGGUGGAUAUUGGACUUGAUGCUUAUAGAUUUUCCAUCUCAUGGUCAAGACUUAUUCCAAAUGGGAGAGGACCCAUAAAUCCAAAGGGCUUAGAGUACUACAACAAUCUCAUAAAUGAACUAAUAAGUCAUGGCAUCCAACCCCAUGUAACGUUACACAACUUUGAUCUUCCGCGAGCACUUGAAGACGAAUAUGGAGGAUGGGUCAGUCCAAAGAUUGUAGAAGAUUUCAGAGCAUAUGCAGAGGUGUGCUUUAGAGAGUUUGGAGAUAGAGUAUUACAUUGGACAAGUGUGAAUGAACCCAAUGUAUUUGCUAUGGGAGGAUAUGACUUGGGAUUUCUACCACCACAGCGAUGCUCAUCUCCAUUUGGCAUAAGAAAUUGCUCUAAAGGCAACUCCUCAAGUGAGCCAUACUUGGUUGUUCAUCAUUGUCUAUUGGCACAUGCAUCGGCUGCACGUUUGUAUAAGAAAACGUAUCAGGACAAACAACAUGGCUUUGUGGGGCUCAGCAUCUACAUGUAUUGGUUUGUUCCUUUUAGUGAUUCAGAAGAAGAUGCAAAGGCUGUGGAAAGAGGCAAUGAGUUUCUUGUCAACUGGCUCCUUCAUCCAUUGGUGUUUGGUGAAUAUCCGAAUGUGAUGAAGAAAAAUGUGGGUUCAAGAAUGCCAAAUUUCACCAUUGCUGAGAGUAGCCUUGUGAAGGGCUCUGCUGAUUUCAUAGGGAUCAUACAUUACCAAAACUGGUAUAUCAAAGAUGAUCCUCACAGUUUGAUGAUGCAAAACAGAGACUUUGGAGCUGAUAUGGCAGCAAACAUGAUCGAAAUGCAUGAUAAUGCCACAACACCUGAGAGCCUGCAAGGAGUGAUUGAGUACUUGAAGCAAGUUUAUGGCAACCCUCCUACUUAUGUCUAUGAGAAUGGUCUUCCAAUUAAGAGAAAUUCAUCAUUGAAAGAUGUGCCAAGAGUGGAGUACAUGCAUGGCUACAUCGGAGCAGUUCUUGAUGCUUUGAGAAAUGUCGACGUCGAAAUUUGUCGCAGGAAUGGAUCAAAUAUAAAAGGGUAUUUCACAUGGUCAUUUCUGGACCUAUUUGAACUAUUGGAUGGUUACCAAUCAAGCUACGGAUUAUUCUACAUAGAUUUGGAUGAUCCAGAUUUAAAACGAUAUCCCAAGCUCUCUGCUAAAUGGUUUUCUAACUUUUUGAAAGGGAAAGUUGCCAAUUUGGAUACCAUUUUGGAGCUCCACAACAAUCUACCCAAUACUUCUCUUUAUCAUAAUCUGCAAUGA